Messenger RNA from Dothidotthia symphoricarpi CBS 119687, 1724 nucleotides. RefSeq names its product aldolase. The transcript is spliced from 2 exons. Gene Ontology annotation, molecular function: deoxyribose-phosphate aldolase activity. Lineage: Eukaryota; Fungi; Ascomycota; Dothideomycetes; Pleosporales; Dothidotthiaceae. Bases 224 to 1366 code for a protein of 380 amino acids. Gene Ontology annotation, cellular component: cytoplasm. Gene Ontology annotation, biological process: deoxyribonucleotide catabolic process; carbohydrate catabolic process. The record is from RefSeq and is a predicted model, not a curated record.
GUAGCAGGACCUCAGCCUUGCCCCUCUAUGAGUAAACGCGGUCGGCGACCUCCGACAAGAGACAUUAACAGUUAAAGUAAACAAACAGCCCGCUUCCUUCAUGCACAACAUUUACCCUUGCACUACCUUUACAAAGGGGUGAUUUGUGAUCAAGUCAGCCAAUCAACGUCAUCCGUCUCUCAUGCUCCUGUUCUUCCAAACUACAGAAGCCACUUAAACUGCAAUGUCCUCCUCAACAUCCCCCAAUCCCCACCCCAUCCCCCUCACAGAAUCUGAGGUCUUCAUCCGCGGUUUCCUAGCCGCAAAUCCUGCGCUCGACGCCGACCUGGGACCAAUAGAAGUCAUGACAGACCGGUACACGAACGCUGAGUGGGCGGCGCAGAUUGAAGAGACACAGAAAGCAGUGUUGAAAGCGGUGGAAGCGAGGAAAGUCUAUCAGGGUCCGCAAAUGAGGAAUGGGCAGGAAGCGCUGAAGGAGUUGGCUAAGACGAUUGAUCAUACGGUUUUGAAGUUGGAUACUACGCAGAGCGCGGUGGAUGGGCUGUGCAGUGAGGCGCGGACGGAGGAUUUCAAGUCUGUAUGCGUUCGUCUCAACUGGGUCUCACGCUGCAUAUCCAACCUCAAGGGCUCCUCUGUCCUUGUAGCCUGUGUUGUCGGCUUUCACGAAGGCACACAGGACACACACUCGAAGCUGCGCGAAGCCCGUGCCGCCGUCCAAGCAGGCGCCCUAGAACUUGACCUCGUGCUCAACCACGCCCUGCUGACAAAACAUAACAAACCCGCUGCUCGAACCGUGCCCAUCCGCUCCCACGACUCGGCAAUCGAUAGCAUCACCGCCGCAAACACGUACGCGAACUCCAAGGCCUCGGAAGAUGAGAAUGAUGAGCUUCCGGACUACAGCGCAAUCUUCCGCGAACUAGCAUCCAUGCGCUCCCUCUGCCCCAGCCCCGUAGUUUUGAAAUUGAUUCUCGAGACCUCGCAACUCACCGACGCACAGAUCCUCGCCGCUUCUCACCUUGCCGCAGCUGCAAACUUUGACUUUAUCAAAACCUCAACGGGGUUUAACGGACACGGGGCAACGCUGCCGCACGUGCAGCUCAUGGUUGCUGCCGCCGAGUACUUGCAAGCUCAGAGGGUGGGGAGCAGGAAGAUGCAGGUCAAGGCUAGCGGGGGCGUGAGGAGCCUAGAGACGGCGGUGCAGAUGUUAGAGGCCGGAGCAACUAGGCUGGGUACGAGUUCGGGGUUGUGGAUCAUGCAGGAGGCUAGGACGAAGGUGGGCGAAGCAAAAGGAAACGGAGUGGAUGCGGUGGAUAGGCCUGGAGCAACAAGGCUCUAUACCGAUGAUUCCGUCGGUGGAGGCUACUAGGAAGAAAGGGCAUGAUGGGAUGGUGCUGGAUUUGAGGACACCAUCUGUUUUAUCGGAUCGGAUGAUGGGACGUGGAAGGGGUGAUAAUAAUAAUGCCUUCACUUGGUCAUGAACACAAGAUACAUGAAGGUAAUGUGAUUCCGUCUACUUUUAGAAAAUCAAGCCCUCAUAUCGAAUCUCCAACACCACGAGGCAAGUAGAUACAGCCAGAUCUACGUGAAACUACUCCAAUAUGAACAAGAUUAAAAAUGAGCAAGAGCCAGAGUUUACACUAAACAUAUACAGUAAAAGUGGACCGCGAAACGAAAGGGGGGCCGCUCAGAAGGUCUAUCAGGAUGUAUGCCCCAUAAUCAAAAAA